GUGACCGCUCCCUUCUUCCAACAUGGCGGCGCCCAGUUCUGCUCUUCGGACUCUUCAGCUUGUGCAGGUUUUACGCAUGGCAGAAGGUUUUGUGCAUGCGCAGAAAGUCUGUGCACGCAUGUGAUGUGCGCAAGCAAAGCAACUGUGCACACGCGGUGCGUGCACUUCCAAGCCGGUAAGGAAGCUCUGAUGCCUGACCUCAACAUUUUAGUGAAGCACAUUCCAGCUCCAUGAUUUCAUGACACCAGGCUGAACUCCCUGCUAGGCUGCCUUCUGACUCUUGCUGGGUGGAUAAACAGUGAACAAUGCUUAUAGAAGACCAAUCAACUAGAACAAAGGUCUGAAAAGAAUUUUCUCAGGAAUUCAGCCAACCGGGAUUCCUCAUCUGGGGAAUUAUUUUGGUGUCAUCACAAGCUGGGUGAAGCUACAAGAAGAAUGUAGUUCUGUAUUAUACAGCAUUGUGGACCUCCACUCCCUCACCAUGCCGAGAGAGCCGGCUGUUUUACGUGAAAGCAUCCUAGACAUCACUGCUGUUCUCCUGGCCUGCGGCAUAAACCCACAAAGAUGCUUCCUUUUCCAGCAGUCCCAGGUGCCUGAACAUGCUCAGCUUAGCUGGGUCUUAGGCUGUUUGAUAGGCAUCCCACGUCUGGAACAUUUUCCCCAGUGGAAGCUUAAGAAGGCCAAUCAGACCAGUGGAGGAACAGUUGGGCUCUUCACCUAUCCUGUCCUUCAAGCGGCAGAUAUUCUUCUCUACAAGUCAACGCAUGUUCCUGUUGGGGAAGAUCAAAUCCUCCACUUGGAGCUGACUCAAGAUACAGCCCGCCACUUCAAUAGGAAGUAUGGGGAGUUCUUUCCAGUACCCGAAGCCCUUUUAACCUCAUCAAAAAAAGUGAAGUCCCUCAGAGAUCCCACAUCGAAGAUGUCAAAAUCAGACCCUCAUAAAUUAGCCACAGUGUGUAUCACUGAUAGUCCUGAGGAGAUAAAGCUGAAAUUUCGCAAGGCUGUCACAGACUUUACCUCUGAAGUGACCUACGAUCCCGAACGCCGGCUGGGAGUCUCCAAUCUUGUGGCUAUUCACUCUGCUGCAACAGGACUCAGCACAGAGGAAGUGAUACAGCAGAGCAUUGGCCUGGAUACGGCCCAUUACAAAGCAGUGGUGGCUGAAGUGGUUAUCGAAAAACUUGCACCGGUUAGGAAUGAGUUUAAGAGACUAAAAGAAGACAAAUCUUACCUGGAAGAGGUUCUGUCAUCUGGAGCAGAAAAAGCCAGAGAACUUGCAGCUCCUGUAUAUUGGGAAGUUAAAAGAUUGGUGGGGUUGAACUGAACCCAAGAAAAUGUAGCUGUCAUCUUUCAUUACUUCAGUUUGUGCCCUACUGUAUGUCACAGUCCUCUGUUUUGAGGGUCCAAAAGGAGACUGAUUGUCAGAUAUUUCCCUCACAUGUAUUAAUUAUUUUAGAGCCAGGCUUGGAGACUGCAGAGAGCCAAACCACAUGCAAUACAAUGAAGACAUCCAAGUACAGUUAGGGUGGAAAGCUGAAUCUGCCCCGAGGGCCAGGCUUCCCACCAGAUAGAUGAUUGUGUGGGGUGGCACUUCUGGAAGAAAAAGCCCUUCCCAUUUCUGCCACAGAACAGUCUCUUUGGUCCACUAGUGGCUGCAGUUGAUCAUUCUUAAGAUCAUUUGAGUGGUGGAGACAAUUGUAGCUGAUCUAGCUUUGAUCUGCCCUCAAAGGCAGAAGCUGGGAAGGCAUUGAGAAUUAAGAUCUUUAAGAUUUUACUUGCCAGUCCGAGUAAAAAUACUGUGAAGCCAGCUCAGCUGAAAAUUAUUCUCUCAAAAUAUUCCAAGCAAGUUACAACACUCUUGUUGAGACUACUUUUUUAAAACGAUCCUACUUAUUUUUAUAAAUAACUCAAGGCACUGAACAUACCUAAUACACCUGCCUCCUUCCAUUUUCCCCACAACACCACUGUGGGGUGAGUUAAGCUGAGAAAGAGUAGUCUGCCUAAAAUACCCAGCCAGUUUUCAUGCCUAAAGCAGGAUUAGAACUAAGAGUCUCCUGGUUUAUAACCUAGUGCCUUCACUACUAGACCAAACUGGCUCUUUGCUGCUCCCAGGUCUAUGACAGAAUAGCAACUUUCCUGAGAGGAAAGACAAAAAUAUAGCAAACCCUGAAGGAGCUUUAUGCUGAAGCAGCUCAGUGAAGCGAUGGCUCGUGUCUUAGGGGAAGAAGGAAGUUCAAUCUGGUUUGUUGUCCCAGGGAUAAGAUGGGGAGAGUUGAUAGUUCAGAGUUUGAAGAUUCCUUAAUCACUUCUUCCAUCUUUUCCUUCCCCUUUCCAGUAUGAAAACUGCCCUAGAUAACUUGGUACACGAUUCUAAGCAGAAUAUUCUGUCUUCCUAAUGCAGGCUUUGGUUGUUGCGUAAGAGAGUUUCUCAGGGCAUUUUAUUCUAUUACAGAGCUUAUGAAGAGAGGAAAUGGCACUUAUUUUCUAAGAUAUAUUUUGGGAAAAGUCAGCCACAUAUCUCUGGAUAUUUGAAAAGGGAGUGCUGAGUUCAUAAUUUGUGUUCUUUCUCAGAACAACGAAGUUAUUUCUUCCAUUCCAUAAGAUGUGAACCGCAUCCAGGCAUCUUCCUUCUGGUAUGUUUGCAAGUUUAUUUGAAGUGCGGCAUAACCUAUGGAAAACAGGACAACAUUAUUAUAUUGUGGAUGCUUGGCAGGCAGAACAGUCUCUGCUUUAUGAACUUACAGUAGAUUUUUUUUUCAUGGAGCCAAAUUGAUUCUGAAACAGACAUCUUCAAGUUUUUGUGCCUUGUGUAAGAGCGUGAGCAAAAGACUGCAGCCAGAGCCAGGGUUCCCAAACAGCUGCAUAGCAACUCCAACUCUCUCUUAUUUUGUUUCAUGUUUACUGACUUCAUAGAAAGCCCUACAAACUCCAGAGCCAGGUUUCCAAUGUCAUCCUCUUAACGUUUAGCGUUGUUAGAUCAUGGUCUUGAGAAGAAUCCCAAAUGAUGUGGGAGCAGCCAUAAACCUAUUCAGCCGAUGCUUCAUCAUCAGUUCUCCAUUCUUCACACCCUGCCUGCAAAACUAAUUCUCCUAUAAGGUUCCCAGGAUUUGUGUGUAAGCAUCCAUGAAUACAUAAAAAACAUGUGUGACACAGCCUUCCCUAGCCCAUUGUGUGGAAGAAGAGAUUAUAUUUGUACUGUAUGAUAAUACCUCUGGGUGUUCCCUCUUGAGGGAGGCGAGUUCAGAAAUGUAAAAUAUAAAUAAAUAAGUGAAUAUUCUACA
Molecule: messenger RNA, 3281 nt
Organism: Ahaetulla prasina
Lineage: Eukaryota; Metazoa; Chordata; Lepidosauria; Squamata; Colubridae
Gene: WARS2
Product: tryptophanyl tRNA synthetase 2, mitochondrial
Exons: 8
Coding region: 482-1324 (280 amino acids)
Biological process (GO): mitochondrial tryptophanyl-tRNA aminoacylation
Cellular component (GO): mitochondrion; mitochondrial matrix
Molecular function (GO): tryptophan-tRNA ligase activity; ATP binding
Source: RefSeq, a predicted model, not a curated record